Trichoderma atroviride IMI 206040 is the source of this 1254-nucleotide messenger RNA. RefSeq lists its product as uncharacterized. Lineage: Eukaryota; Fungi; Ascomycota; Sordariomycetes; Hypocreales; Hypocreaceae. The record is from RefSeq and is a predicted model, not a curated record. Gene Ontology annotation, biological process: molybdate ion transport. Gene Ontology annotation, molecular function: molybdate ion transmembrane transporter activity.
AACGCCCACAACCUCAGCACCUUUCGAGAUGCGCCCCUGGCCGAGAUAUCCGGCUCUCUGGGCGACCUGGGCACGCUGCUUCCCCUGAUGAUCGCUCUCGCCGCCAAGGGGUACAUCGACCUGGGCUCGACGCUUGUCUUUUCCGGCGUCUUCAAUGUGCUCACCGGCCUUGUCUUUGGCAUACCCUUGCCGGUGCAGCCCAUGAAGGCCAUCGCCGCCGCCGCCAUCUCCGCGCGCGAAGACCCCUCCAUGGGCGUCGUCGUCGCCGCGGGCCAAUGGGUUGGCGCAGCAGUCUUUCUCAUGAGCAUCACGGGCCUCCUCCGCGCCGCCGUGGCCUUUGUGCCCAUCCCCGUCGUCAAAGGCAUCCAGCUCGGCGCAGGCCUCUCCCUCAUCAUCGGCGCGGGCUCGUCCCUCCUGCAGCCGCUUCACUGGCUGCAUCCCGCGCUGGACAACCGCCUCUGGGCCAUGGCGGCCUUUCUCGUCCUCAUCUUCACGCAGGACAAGCCGCGGUUCCCCUAUGCGCUGGGCUUCUUCCUGCUGGCCCUCGUGCUGGCCCUCGUCCAGGUGCUGGCUUCCGACGACCAGAGCAGCUUGCCUUGGUUCCAGGUGUGGCGGCCGCGCUUUGUGCUUCCGUCGUGGAUUGGCGCGGGGGACGCCCCGGCUCUGUGGAUGGCGGUUGGGCAGCUUCCCCUGACGACGCUGAAUUCCAUCAUCGCGGUGAGUGCGCUGGCCAGCGACUUGCUGCCGGAUAUACCCUCUCCGUCCGUCACGUCUAUAGGUUUCAGCGUGGCGCUCAUGAACCUCUCGGGAACCUGGUUUGGAGCCAUGCCCGUGUGCCACGGCGCCGGAGGCCUGGCAGCUCAAUAUCGCUUCGGAGCGCGCAGCGGCGCCAGCGUAAUCAUCUUGGGUCUUUUCAAAGUCGCCUUGGGACUAUUAUUCGGCCAGACGCUCGUCAAUCUACUAACGGAGAUCCCACAUGGCCUUCUCGGCGUCAUGGUCGUGGCGGCCGGCUUGGAGCUGGCCAAGGUUGGGCACACGCUGAACCAAGGCGCCCCUGAUUUGUGGCACGAAUCUGCUCGGCAGGGCGGCCUUGUCAGCCCGAGAUUACAUCGACAGCUAUCGGAUGAGGAACGUCUGGAACGAUGGACCAUUAUGCUGGUGACGACGGCUGGUAUCUUGGCCUUUAAGAAUGACGCAGUUGGCUUCCUGGCUGGCAUGCUUUGCCAUUUCUCGUAUAGGCUCUCGGAACGAUUC